UUGAAUUUCUGAGUUAGCGAGCGUUCUCUGGAAGCUGUGAAGAUGGCGACAUGUGAUAGUUUUUUGUAAAAAUGUGUCAGAAUUCAAUUUUAGUGCUUUUAAUUACGGUUUCUAAUGUUGUCAUUAUACAAUGUCAGAGCAACAUCGAGUCGCUUUUACAACUUUAGGGUCUGCCAAGAAGCAAGCCAAAUCCAAACCGAAGAGUGAUUCAGUUCGCAUAACCAUAAAUUUAACCGAGCCUAGUGGUGAUUCGUGUCCAGUUUUUAGUUAUACCGCUCUAGUUAAUUCUGUCGAGAGAAAGAAAAAGAAAGACAAUGAUAAAGUUGCUAAUGGGUCUAUUGACCAUAUCCAUGACUGUGAUGAAGAGCAGUUAAAAAGAAUAGCUGCACAAUAUGAAGAUAAAUACGGAACCAAGGAGAAAAGGUUUUCAAAUUACAAUGAACUCGGUGCUGGUUAUGAUGAUGGAGAUUCAUUCAUCGAUAACUCUGAGGCGCUUGAUGAAGCCCUGUCGGAGCAAGUGGAGCCUGAGUUUGGGGGCUAUUACGUAAACAUAGGUCCUCUUCAACUCAAACAUCUAGAUGGUUCUGAAAACUCUGAAGAUGAGGAGAUAAACAUGAGAACUCAUAAUCUGAAGAGAGCUGCCAAAGCCAUAGUUAGUGACUCUGAAGAAUCAGAGAAGAGCGAAAAUGAAGAAGAAGAGGAGGAAGAAGAUGUAGAUAAAGAUGACAGCCGAGAAGAAAAUCACACUGCCACCAAACAUAAAGUUAAGAUUGCAGAAACAAAGGAUGUCAACAAUUUGAAGUCUGAAAAUGUACCAAAUGAGACUGAUCAAAUUAGGAAUAAAUCAAAUGGUGAAAUUAGGGUGAAAAAACAAAAGCGUAAAUUAGAUCCCAGCACCGAUAAUCAUGUAGAAAAGAAGAAGAAGAAACUUAGCAAAUCCUUAACUGUAAAGAAAUUAUUAGAAGAAAAAAGAAUAGCAGAUGCAUCUCCAGAGUGUUCAGACAAGGAGACCUUGCGGGUGCACAGUUCUGUUAAUGAUGUUAUUGAGUCUGUAAUUCUUGCUAGUAGGACUGAUAGUAGUAUUCUAGAAAGAGACAGUGAUAUUAGCAAUGGUUCUAGAUCCUCCUCAAGUCUUUCAAGAAACGGAGACAUGAGUGAUCCACGCGAUAAAGUGGCUGAUGUCAGUCCACCGUCGUCACAAGUUCCUUCCCUUAGUACAAGUGCAAACCAAAUGAAUCUCAAUUCCAAUCCUUACAUUCAUCCUAAUAAGGACAUCGUACCACUGCCCGCGUACUUACCUGAUGAUGUUUUAGAAAUUAUCAAAUAUAUUAAACAAUACCCAACCAAAUUCCAACAUUUAAGCAAAGGCAAAUUCUUCUCAGAUAGUAUUAAUAAAGAGUUACUCAGAUUGGAAUGUAAAUCUCGAGACUUGGAUCUGUCAAGGCACCAAAUUUAUGCACACCUUGCGUGUUUUGUUCCUUGUGGGAAAGAAACGCUGAUGAAGCGAGCCAAAAACUUACUCAUUGAUGUAGAAGGAAAAAAAUUAGAAUCACUUAUUAAAGAUUUGAAGGUAGCAGUUGAUCGAAUAAUGCCUUCAAUCCUGGAAAAACACUCAGAGGCAUGUCAAAAAGCAAGCAAGGAAAAGUACAUUGAAGAUUCAGUCAGUGGUUGUGCAUCAAGUAACUCAGAAACUCGACCUAAAACAAAAGUACCUCGUCGAUCCUUCCCUUGGAAUGAUGAGCUCAAGAGUUAUGUUCGGCAAAUUUUAGAAGUCCAGCUGCGAAUUUUCAAACUAGUAAAAUCAAGGAAAGACACAAUAGAAGAUUUUGUUCAAAAAUUUGUAGCCAAUAAAUUAAAACCCCUAUGGCCUCAUGGGUGGAUGAAAGUCUCCACUAUUCUUAAAGUAGCUGAUCUGGAGCUUGCGAACUUUUCUAAAAAGAACACACCAACGACGAAUUAUCAGAAAAAGAUAAACUCCGCUGUUGCUGUUAACAAUUCAAGCACCCCUGUCUCUACCAACUCUACUCCUACCCCUCUCUCAACCGUACCUGAACCAACCCAGUUGAGGAAACUACCAGCAGCUAACUCAGUGAAAGACAAAUUCAAAGAAACCUCAUUACCAGAAAUGGACAUGUUCUCAGAUCCGAUAGAUCUACUCUCAAAAAUAACAUCAGCCAUCUCACCGAAUUCUCAACAAAACUGCAAAGCGUCAACAAGUCCGCAGCUACAAACCAGUCAAUCGCCCAAAGAGAAACUUAACUUAGAAAAUGAGAACAAAAAGACAGAAACUGUGAUAAGUAGGAAUAACUUCAACAUUGACCAUCUCAUGGAUCUCUCCAAGAGAGAGUCAUGCAGUCGGUCAGUUCCGCAGUAUUCAAAAUCCAACGACCAAGUCCUAGACUUGUCGCCGGGUAAAACUUCUGUUAGUCCGAACAAAACCCCCGAAACGGUAAGUGCUGCCAGUUAUACAAGUAACAAUUCAAGCAGAGCGAGCUUCUCUGCAAACUUUGUACCUGCGUCAAACCUCUCGCAAGUUCCUCCCCGAACGUCUCUGCCCCCCCUCCCUGCUCACGCGUCCUUGGGGCCACAUCUGAAGCACUUAAACGAACCUCAGAAUCCAAUGUGCCCACCCAUGCCAAUCUCUACUAGCUCGUCUAUGACAUACUUCAAAAACGUCCAUUAUACGAACUCAAACUCACAUCAGCACCCGUUGAGUAUGAGCCCAUCGUUCGCCUCGAAUGCUGGUGCUCUGCACGUCUCUCCCGUUAAGUCACUGAGUGUCUCCGCAUCGCCAUUAGUCACAUCCUCAUAUGAAGUGUCGGCGGACCGAGGUGGUGUCAAAAACAGGAGCUGCGUCUCACGAAAUACCACAUUCGUCUCUCCGCCAACUUCUGUCUCUUCUCAUAUCUCUCCAAAGGAAGGAAUGAAACCAGUUAGCUUGAAGCACCGGAUCCUUCAAGAAAGUAUGAAGGCCCAGGCAGAAUCUGACUCCUUCAACUCUCUAAAAAAGCCUCAACCUCUCAAUUUUGAUGGUGGGAAAAGUGAGCCUCUGCGGCUUCCUGAAGAGAAGAAUAUUUACUCUAAAGCUGAGCCUGAUUAUCAGGAAGAUUCGAAAAAAUCUACAUAUGAGAAUAUAAUUAAAGAAGAGAAAAUCAAAGUCAAAACGGAUGCUGAGCUUGAAGCAGAGCGGCGCAUGAUUGAAGAGACGAUGACUGCUACAGACGUUUUGAACCGUAUCAUCAAUGAGUCUCUACAAGACCCAUCGCCAGUAGUCCAUGAUGACAUUAAGCCACUGCAGUGUGUGAAUGAAAUGAAACCACCACCGCCUGCCAUCAUCAAAGAUGAUCCAGGACUGCAAGAGCGGAAAGUGCGCUCGCAAAGUGUGGAGGAGUGUGAAGCAUCCAUGGAGGCUGUCAUCAAAAGCUUGCAAGAUCUUCAGAAAAUGUCAGGCAACAAAAUAAACACACCAGAGCGAAAUUUUUCCAUGCCACAUGCAAUGGAAAGUGUCAAGCUUAACAAUAAUAUCAAGCCUGUAAAUCUAGAUUUUCCUGCAGUAAAUCAUGAAGUAGAAUCACCGAAAGAGUCAACAGGUAUGCCAAAAGUUGCGCUGGGCUUUCAAGCUGAAUUCUACAAGCAUCUUCUGAGUGACUCACCCAAAGAGAAAACACCUUCGCGAGGCCCUGAAGUUCCUGAGUUGUAUCGAUCAUAUGAAGACUCAUCAGCAAGGUUACCAGAUCCAAUCAUCAAAAUUGAAGGCAACCCUCAGCCAUCCGCACCAAAUCAUUGUUCGGUCAUCGUACCUGUGUCAGCCAAUCAGAGUGGAUGGCAUUACAGAGAUCAAAAUCAUCUCAGCCAAGAGUCACCGCACUCCCAUCGCUGAUACUGCCAAAAAGCAACUGCAUGUGCAAAUACAACAGGAAGAAGCAAACCAUGCUCAAAUUUUUUCUGUUUUAAUCUUGUAAUAUCUGUAAUAAGUCACCGUGUACAUUAUGUUUCAAAAUUAUUUAUUUCAACUGUGAAUACUGCUUCAUAUUUUUAUGAUUUAUUUUUAUAGUCAAAGUGUAUAGAAUUGUUUCGGCCAGAUCAAAUUACCUUCAUCUUCGAAUCAUGAUUAAUUGUUUUUAAUGUUAAACUGUGCUACUUUCUCUGUUUUAAGAUUAAGGCUUUGGUGAUUUUUGAAAAGAUUUAAAGAUCAGAAACUUACAGAAUGAAAGAGGAAGGGAACUUUAUACUUAAGGUCACCCAAAGUCAGUAUUUUAUAUUAGCUUUCCGGAGCUGAGACUUUCAAAACAAGUUCCUCUUCCUUUUUUUUUAACUUCUAUGUUUUUAAAUAUUUGAUUUCCCCCUUUUUCUGUAUAGAAAGUUUUACCUUUAGUCUCCUAGUAAACCUCAAAAUCAUUUGAGUUUUCGAGUGCUGAAUUCCAGCAUUUCCCCUGUCUUUCCACUUUUUCUCGUAUUUUGGUAAUGAUUUUUGAGCCUUUAGAUUCUCUCCAGGAAAUUAUUUACUGUCAGGUAAUCUCAAAAAGUUACUAAUAAGAGAGAUUAGUCAGAAAAUUCACCCCGUUCAGCUUGUAAAAUCUAUGAUAGUAACUUACCAAUUGCAUAUUUCUGGGUUAUACGAGUUCAAAAAUAAAAACUAGAGAGCACUCAAACAUAGUAUCAAGCAAAAUAUCAAUAGCAUGGAUUGAACAAAAAGUAAUGCACCUCACAGAUAUCUCAGAAUCUACAUCAGGUAAAUUAGAUCAUUUUUGUUGUACGACAGCUACUGUUGUCCCCUUUAAGCAUGCCAAAUUUCAUUCUUAAGUUCUCCUCCGCAGCAUGAAUCACACCUGCCAGAUAUCUGCAAAACGUUAAUCAAGCAGCAAGUUAACUAACCUUAACUCUCAAGCUGAAAUGAAACCUUCCUCGCUUUUUUUUUUUUGUAAAAUUAAAUCAUUCCGUGUAAAAAUUAAAUCCAUAUCUUAGACUUGGUCUAAAUUUCCAAUACGGCCUCAGUUUCUCGUUUUAAAAAUUCAAAUUUCAAGGGUUUUUCUCUAUAAGGCCUUUUUUGCAAAUUAUCAGCUGUUAAUGAUCAAAGAUUGUGAAAGUGGCUUUUGUUUUUAGUUUGAUCUCAAAAUCUCAAUGAUAGCUUGAUCUAGUGAUGUGUUAUCGUACAAAAAUAGAUUUCCAAUUUUAGUUCUAACCAAUUCUUCUCUGCAAAAUCAACACUAAAGCGUUAUCGAAGUGACUCAAAUCCAGAAUGAAAUCAUUGAAAUUUACGAUGUUUUAAUUUAUUGUUACUUUCUGUUAUUGGUUUCCCUGUUAUAUCUGAUCAAUAGAGAUACAUGUAUCGUGCUAUGAAAAGAUUUUCAUAAGAUCGGCGCUAUCUAACAUUGAGAGUUUAGCAUGCCUUCAAGUAUUCUUUAUGUUAUCUGUGAGUCUACCAUUUAACCAACUAAGGAACACUUGUCACCACCAAAACGUAACCCCUACUGUCAAAGUAACCCAUCAUCUGUCUCUCAUUUUCUGACUGAAGCCAUAUUUUUGGUUAUCCAAUGCUGAAAUUAAAUUUAUAACCAAAAAUAUUUUUCAGAAUCGGUUCGAAAGACGGAGAGAGGAGGUCCUCCAUGUCGAUAAAAUUGUGUCCAAACAUUCUCUAUUUCAGCCUAAUCUUUCAUUCUCACUCUGAUCAUUUGUUAAGAAGCGUGAAUGUUUAAGGAAAUGAAUCAAGAUUGCUUGGUACCAUGAAGGUUGAAAGAGGAAAAAAGCAAGAACAUAGAAAUUGAUUACAAGUCACUAAAAUUACAUCCUGUUGUGCUGGGUUGAUGCUUGACUUACAUAGGGCCUCAAAAGAGAAGAACCCCUUGAAACCACUUUUUAAUUGCUGAACAUACAGUCUGCAAUGGAUCAGUUGCGCCACUCACAGAAUCAACCAAAAAUAACAAGAUUCUUCCCAACACAAAGUUUUCGCGUCCAAUUUUAAGGAAGAUAUCACCCCUCUAACAAUGUGGUUUAGGACGUCAUCCACUGCGAAAAUGCAUACCAUGGGUUCCUCCUAAGAAUUUCACUAAUUGAUGAAUCCAGGGUUGAUAAAACCAUGAUGCGUAUCACUGUGGUGGAUGACAUCAUACACCAUGUUUUUUGAAAAGCAAUAACUAUUUCAAUAUUGCUUGUUGGCGUUUGAACAGCUCUUAUUAUUUUUUGCUACUAUGUACUCAAACCAUCAAAACGAUUCUGCGACUGGUGCAAGUGGUGCAACCGACCCAUUGCUAGGCAUAUGAGAGGUUGUCAAGUAAAGACUGAUCAUCAUAGCAUGGAAUGACCUAGUCAUACUGGACAAACUCACUUAAUGAGAAAAAGGGUCAAAUCAUGUACACUCCGAUUUAGCAAUGGUUCUUUUAUCUGCUGUUGAUGUAAUAGAUUGAAUGAUUAUCAAAAGUAAUGAAAGUCUCUACAAAAGUAAUAAAUUUGAAUACUUGUUUUCUUCUUUUUAUACGAAGCUUAUCCAUUUUCGAUUAUCAUUGUAAUUUUUUAAAAUUCUUACCGUUGCCUGCACUCUGAAUGUCCUCUGAGCUGUUUCAGUGGCGAACUUAGAUCAUUGACUUCCGCCGAGUUGAUGGCCCAUCUUAAUAUAUGAGAUUGUGUUCAAGUUUGAUGAUAGCUUAAGCGCUUUGUGUAAUUUUCAUGUUCCUAGUUUUUCAAAUUUCUCUCCAAUUCGUUCAAAUUCUUCAUAAAGAAAUGAAAUGCUUAAAAACUGUAUCACAAGUCUUAGUUGUAGUGAGGAAUUAAGGCAAAGAGAGCUUUCAGCCAGAAACUCCAGAGAGUGAUUGCCAUGUCUAUUUGCCUUGUGCUGACGAGCAUUUUAAGUUUUUCUCAUCAGCUUAUUGUGGCUAAAUUUUUGUCGAAGUUUGACAUUACAAAUCGUAAAAAAAAAAAAAAAAAUUCAGGAUAAAAUUCUUGCAUGAAAUUCACACAACAAAACGACAGUCGAAACAAAAAUUGUGUUUCAAAUCUCUGAGAAAAAGCUGCUGCGAUUUAUUAUCAUUCUGAUGACCUCUCUAGUUUGCCUUUGAUGAACCGAUAAACCUAUUUUCGUUCAACUAUUAGCAACGAUGGUGAAGUUAACUUAACAAGCAAUGUCAGCUAUUUAUAGUAAAUAAAUGAGAGUUUUAAUUUUAUACGUAAAUAGUAAGUGCGUCUAGCAAUUAAUUUUCAACAUAUGAAAAAGAUAAAACCAAGAUGUGAGCAAAGUCUGGAAAAAAUGGAAUUUGCAAUCUCAGUCCAUGUCAAAAAGAAAAAAAAAAUUGUUUUUUAAUGAGUCUCGUUUUGUCUUGUACUACUGCAUUUUUUCCACAGUUUGAAUUGAAAAUACAAAAUUUUAUAUUUCUGUGGUAA
Molecule: messenger RNA, 7374 nt
Organism: Bemisia tabaci
Lineage: Eukaryota; Metazoa; Arthropoda; Insecta; Hemiptera; Aleyrodidae
Gene: yem
Product: yemanuclein
Biological process (GO): chromatin organization
Cellular component (GO): nucleus
Source: RefSeq, a predicted model, not a curated record